This is a messenger RNA of Closterium sp. Yama58-4, 885 nucleotides long. The record is from the annotation of a GenBank genome assembly. Lineage: Eukaryota; Viridiplantae; Streptophyta; Zygnematophyceae; Desmidiales; Closteriaceae.
AUGGUGCUCGCUGACGUCGCACCCGUGCAUGCUACCAUCGCCGCGCUGCUCUUUAUCGUCGAUCUGACCCUGGCUAUCGUCGCACCCAAUCCUGGUUGUCGCCAUCGUCGCUGCUUGCCACCGCCGAUUCGCGAGAAAUGGAGGGACGGCAGAGGGAACACCAGAACGACGACAGCGGAGUCCGCCUCGCAGUGCUCCUCCGCCAGCUUGCUUCCGCGCGCGGUACGAAAGUCGAAGGAUGGAGGCAGGCGGGCCUCGCAUAUCGUGUCGGCCAGCGCUGCCGCGGAGGGAUCAGCUGACAGCUCAGUUGCUGUAGCUCCCGCUGCUUCAGAUGCAGCCGCUCCUGCGGCCACCGUUCCUGAUGUAUGCACCCUCGCCGAGUCCCUGGAGCUGCGCGUGGGGCGGAUCGUGCGGGCGUGGAAGCACCCCGAGGCGGACAGCCUGUACGUGGAGGAGGUGGACGUGGGCGAGGAGAGCGGCCCGCGCACCAUCUGCAGCGGCCUCGUCAAAUACAUUCCCGAGGCCGACUUGCAGGAUCGGCUGGUGGUGGUGCUGGCGAACUUAAAGCCGCGCAACAUGAGGGGCGUCAAGUCCAACGGCAUGCUGCUCGCAGCCUCCGACGACGCCCAUGAGAACGUCCAGCUCCUCUCACCGCCCGUCGAAGCUGCGCCGGGCGAGCGCAUCUGGUUCGGCGCCGAGGCUGAUGGUGCCUCGCAAGCUGCUGCUGCAACUCCGAACCAGCUGCAAAAGAAGAAGAUAUGGGAAGCUGUGCAGCCACAAUUGAAGACCACGGAGGAUUGCGCUGCUACACUACUGGACAAACCAAUGCGGGUGGCAAGCGGUGUCAUCACAUGCAAGUCCCUGGCUAAGGCAAACAUUGGCUGA